Bacillus rossius redtenbacheri is the source of this 2064-nucleotide messenger RNA. Its product is annotated as cytochrome P450 6j1-like. NCBI's taxonomy places the organism in Eukaryota, Metazoa, Arthropoda, Insecta, Phasmatodea, Bacillidae. The coding region runs from base 60 to 1661 and encodes 533 amino acids. Gene Ontology annotation, molecular function: heme binding; monooxygenase activity; oxidoreductase activity, acting on paired donors, with incorporation or reduction of molecular oxygen. The transcript has a single exon. The record is from RefSeq and is a predicted model, not a curated record.
UGUUGUUCGACGCAGUCCGAGCACCUUUUCAGGUAACCUAAGAAUAAAGUGUGAUCACCAUGGCUAUGAUAUUCAGCUCUGUGCUAGCAGAUGUCACCGUCGUUGUGGCCACAUGCUUAGUUGCAGCGUAUCUGUACUUCGCCAGCAUCUUCAGAUACUGGAAGAGACGAGGCGUUCACUACAUUCCUCCCACAUCAAUGUUUGGGAAUCUGGGUGGAGUAGCGUUGCAGAGGGAACACAUUGGCGAAUACCUCAAGAAGGUGUACGACAGCAACCCGGAUCAACCCGUAGUCGGCCUCUUCGCCUUCAGGAAGCCCAUUCUGAUGGUGCGUGACCUCGACGUGGUGCAGAGCGUCAUGGUGAAGAACGCACAUGCUUUCUUGGACAGGCCCGUGAACAUUUCACAGGAAAGUAACCCAUUGGCUUCCAGGAGUCUCUUUGCUCUGAAGGGCAAGAAGUGGAGACUCUUGAGAACGAAACUCACACCCACCUUCACCUCCGCGAAGAUAAAGAAGAUGUUUUAUCUUGUCAAUGAGUGCGGCAAGCAGUUACUGCCGUGCAUCGAAAAGGAAAUGGAAAAAGGAAAGCAUGUGAUGGUGAAGGACACAGUGGCCAGAUAUUCCACAGAUGUCAUCGCGUCCUGUGCUUUUGGAGUCGACGGCAAAGCUCUUGUUGAUCCGAAUAGCGAAUUUCGAGCAACCACAAGGAAGAUCUUUGAAAGAACUAAACUACAGGAUUUGGCUUUAAACCUCAUUACCCUUGCACCAUCACUGAUAAGAGCACUAAGGUUGAAAAUUACCGAUGAAAGCAUCAACAACUACUUGCGCAAGUUAUUCUGGGAAGUUGUUGACCAUCGUAAGAAGAAUAAUGUUUCCCGAAACGACUUUGUGGAUAUUCUGAUGCAGCUAAAGGACGAGGGUCAAGUCCGAGCAGAAGAAGAUGCACAUGACAAGGAAGAAAUAAAGCAAGACAGUGAAAAUAUGGACAUUAAAAAACUGAGGAUCGAGGCGAUAGAUUUGAAGCUGGAGGAUGAUGACUUCGUGGCUCAAGCCUUCAUUUUCAUAGGUGCAGGAUAUGAGACUUCUUCUUCAGUCAUAGCGUUCACACUUUACGAGUUGGCACUAAACCCUUCCAUUCAAGACAAGCUGAGGAGAAAAUUGAUGACUGUUCUAGAGAAACAUAACUCAGAAGUUACCUAUGAAGCAAUAGCUGAGAUGGAUUACCUGGAGAUGGUCAUUUCGGAAACAUUGCGCAAGCACCCAACUGUACCAAUACUGGCAAGACAGUGUUUAGAAGACUUCAGGAUCCCAGGAACCGACAUCACAAUAGAAAAAGGAACGAGUGUUAUGAUUCCUGUGCUGGCAAUCCACUCUGAUCCUGCCAUUUACCCGGAACCAGACAAGUUUGAUCCUGAAAGGUUCAACCAUGAAAAUAAAAACAAACGUUCCAAGUUUGCACACAUUCCAUUCGGAGAAGGACCAAGAAUAUGCAUAGGUAUGCGGUUCGGCCAGAUGCAAGUGAAGACAGCUCUAGUGCAUAUUCUGACCACCUACCAGGUCCGGCCCUGCGCAGAAACACCCACACCUCCACUGCGGUUGAAACCCACUGGAGUGAACACUCCCAGGAAAGAGAUUGCCCUAGCGUUCGACAGAAUCAAUUGAAUGUUUUGAUUAAGUUAAUGCAUUUUUUACUAAGAGAUACUAUUUACAUUUGUUUUAAUGUGUCUGUUGCGGGUUUCUUAUUUUACUUCUAAUGCAUCACAACCAUGCCGGGAUAUUUCAGCCAUAUGUAUCAGCAGCAAUUAUUGGCUGUAGCAAUCGUUUCAUUAUGUAAUAAACAAAAAAAAGUUGAUUAAAAUAGUUAUCGUAGUGGCAUAACGCGCUACCAAAGAGUUUUUUUUAAACUUUCAUUUAAUGUAAAUUGUCUUUUAUUUAUUGUAAAGAGUAAAAAGAAUGUAUACUAUAUGUAAACAUGUGGCAAACGAGCACUGCUGGGAUGUCUAUAUAACGUCAAUAAAACCUGUAAAGGGUAUGAACAUGUGUAAUAAAAAUCUAUUGAAUUGAA